This is a messenger RNA of Arabidopsis thaliana (thale cress), 2661 nucleotides long. RefSeq names its product RECQ helicase L2 (gene RECQL2). Bases 101 to 1675 code for a protein of 524 amino acids. The transcript is spliced from 18 exons. Gene Ontology annotation, biological process: DNA replication; DNA recombination; DNA repair. The record is from RefSeq and is marked reviewed. NCBI's taxonomy places the organism in Eukaryota, Viridiplantae, Streptophyta, Magnoliopsida, Brassicales, Brassicaceae. Gene Ontology annotation, molecular function: ATP hydrolysis activity; nucleotide binding; helicase activity. Gene Ontology annotation, cellular component: nucleus.
GUUCUGCUUCACCUCUUGCUUAGGAGCCGUUGCCGACUUCUGGGAGCGACGCCGACGACGAAAGGGUAAACACGCCGCCGUUGAUUCAGCCGGAGAAUCAAUGGAAAGUGAAGCAAUUCAAGAGGAUCUUCAGAAUUUAGACGUCGAGUUAAAGGAUGUUCAAGGUCAGAUAAGUGCUUUGAUUGAGCAUCAAGAUAGGUUAUACGAGAGAAAGUCUGAGUUAAAGACAUUGUUAAAAGCAUUAGCAGCAUCAGGAAGUCCUGUUGCAUCAUCUGGUGGCUCUAGUGCUAUAGAGAAUUGGUCUGAGACAUUUGAGUGGGAUUCUCGUGCUGACGAUGUUAGGUUUAACGUUUUUGGUAUAUCCAAGUAUAGGGCUAACCAGAAGGAAAUUAUUAACGCUAUAAUGACGGGAAGAGAUGUCCUGGUGAUCAUGGCAGCAGGUGGUGGGAAGAGUCUUUGCUAUCAACUUCCAGCUAUGCUUCGUGGUGGGACAACUCUUGUUGUCAGUCCUCUACUUUCACUGAUUCAGGAUCAGGUUAUGGGUUUGGCUGCUCUAGGAAUCUCAGCCUACAUGCUGACUUCUACUUCUGGCAAGGAAAAUGAGAAAUUUGUGUACAAGGCACUUGAAAAGGGUGAAGAUGACCUCAAGAUACUUUAUGUAACACCCGAGAAGGUAUCAAAGAGCAAAAGAUUCAUGUCGAAGCUUGAAAAGUGUCACAAUGCUGGCCGCCUCUCUCUUAUAUCAAUUGAUGAGGCUCAUUGUUGUAGUCAGUGGGGUCAUGAUUUUCGCCCUGAUUACAAGAACUUAAGCAUUCUGAAAACCCAGUUUCCCAAAGUUCCCAUGGUGGCUUUAACUGCAACUGCUACACAGAAAGUUCAAAAUGAUCUGAUAGAGAUGCUGCAUAUUCCUAAAUGCGUCAAAUUUGUGAGCAGUGUUAACAGGCCAAAUCUCUUUUACUCGGUCCGAGAAAAGUCGGCAGUUGGUAAAUUAGUGGUUGAUGAAAUUGCAGAAUUCAUACGGGAAUCAUACUCUAACAAUGAAUCUGGGAUAGUCUAUUGUUUCUCCCGGAAGGAGUGUGAACAGAUUGCAGGUGAUUUACGAGAGCGAGGGAUUUCUGCUGAUUAUUACCACGCAGACAUGGAUGCAAAUAUGCGCGAAAAAGUUCAUAUGCGAUGGAGCAAGAACAAGUUGCAGGUCAUUGUUGGAACAGUUGCGUUUGGUAUGGGAAUCAACAAGCCUGAUGUCAGGUUUGUCAUCCACCACAGUUUGAGCAAAUCAAUGGAGACUUACUACCAGGAGAGUGGCCGUGCCGGUCGUGAUGGCCUCCCAUCCGAAUGUAUCCUCUUUUUUCGUUCGGCUGAUGUUCCCAGGCAGAGUUCCAUGGUCUUCUACGAGUAUUCUGGUCUCCAAAAUCUCUACGAUAUAGUAAGAUACUGUCAGUCUAAAACAAAAUGUCGUCGAAGCGCAUUUUUCCGUCAUUUUGGGGAACCAUCACAAGAUUGCAAUGGAAUGUGUGACAACUGUGCCUUGUCAAGUGAGGUCAAGGAAGUUGAUGUAUCGGACCUGUCUAAGCUCGUGGUUUCUAUGGUGCAAGAAACGCAAGCCAAGGAUCAAAGAGUAACGAUGUUACAGUUGGGUGACAAACUCAGAAAUAAGCACAAGGAUCUAAGUUAGUCGUGUUUUUUUCUUCAUUUCCAUUGGUGUCAACUGCAUUAAAAUUUUUGUUGUUAAUUUUUACCUCUGUGGUUGACUUUAGUUGCUGAGUUAAAGAGAGACGAGGUAGAACAUCUCGUGAUAAAACUGAUUGUUGACUCGGUAUUGGUAAGAUCAUUGUCCAUGUUUAUAGUUCUCUGUUACAAUCUGACACGUGAUAAACCCAGCUCAAGAUAAUAGCAUGUCAGACAAAAACUCUAGUAUCUAGCAAUGCCUUAUAAUCUCUGUGAUUGUGCCAUUAGUCUCUUUAGGCUGUAAAUGAGUUUGUAUUUUUUGCUGCAGAAAGAAGAAUUUCAGCACACACCAUAUUCGACAAACGCUUAUGUAACAAUGGGACCAUUGGCCAACCAAUUGUUGCAAGGAAGAAAGACAAUCAAAAUGGAAACCUCUAGCAGGCAAACCAAGAAAUUGAAAAGAAGUAUUACAUUUUCCGGGUUGGAACUCAAGCUCGACGAGCUACGGAAAGAGAUAUCUGCAGCUGAUGGAAGCAUACUCCCUCACACAGUCCUCUCAACCCAGCAGAUUGGCUCGAUAAGUUCCCAAAAACCAGUUUCAUUACAAGAGUUGGAGAGUAUUAUAGGAAAAUUGAAAACAGAAAAGUAUGGAGACAGGAUUCUAGAAGAAGUGAUGAGACACGAAGCAGUCUCUGAACAACUUGUUGAAGAUCCAACAAAGGAAGAGACAUGUAAAAGCAGAUUAAGAAAGAGAGCUAAGACACAGAAGGAUGUUGUAUUGGUAGAGAGCAGCGGAGAAGAAGAAGCUUGAUGGAUCAAUUAUCUUCUAAUCCAAUCAUCGUAGCUGUCAAGGUUCCACAUUUACACUAUUCUUAUGUCAGAUUUUAACCAAUUCUAAUUAAGAAAUUCCUGUACUACCAUUUUCUGCAUAAGCUUCAUUGUCUCUAAUCAAGAAAUCAUCAUCAACAUGAAUAGGAACAAGUGCAAUAAAAG